Molecule: messenger RNA, 814 nt
Organism: Drosophila novamexicana
Lineage: Eukaryota; Metazoa; Arthropoda; Insecta; Diptera; Drosophilidae
Exons: 7
Coding region: 69-785 (238 amino acids)
Source: RefSeq, a predicted model, not a curated record
UCGUAUUCUAUCUAAAAUUUGUCGACUUUCUGAAUAGCUCGUCUCCAAAAGCAGCGUGAAAGCUAAGCAUGAAGCUAAGAAGCUGCUGCUACUGCUUAAGCUUAAGAUUGGGCACUACUUUAAUAGCCGUGAUAACGGCGCUAAUGUAUGCCUUGUCUAUGGUGACUAUGGCGCUCCUUCUGGCUAACAAGCUGCCAGCCGAGCUGGCCAACGAAUAUCUUUUCCAGGAUACGCAACUUUAUGUGCUCAUUGCAUCAUCAGUUAUGCUAAUAAGCGCUCUCUUGUUAGCCUUUGGCGCACAAUUGGAAAUUCCGUUCUUUCGCCCUGCCCUGGCUACUAUUCGUUUGCAUACACAUCGUUGCAUAAACUUGAUCAUGCUCUUUCGGCGAUGCUGCUGCUGUUUUCCCCUGCGUUAUGGCAGCCUGAUUAUCGGCAUUGUAUUUACCUGUCUCUUCUUUGCCGAGAUGGCCUUCCAUGGCGAGCAGUGUGUUUUUAUCUAUACUAAAACCAACGAGUGGAAUUUUUUGCAGUCGAUCAUUUUGACAACCGGUAUUAUUUCCUCAUUAAUGUUGAUCUAUGGGGCCUUUAAGGAAAAACGAUGUCUCUUAAUAGUCUGGAUGAUAAGCUUCCUGAUCAUAUUCGUAUUAUACCUCGUGAUGUUCAUUUUAGAUAUAGUAUUGUACCAUUACUCAAUUGAGGGUCUAAGCAUGCAAGUAAUUAUUCUACUUAGUAUAGCCCUCUCACUGAUGUUUGUGCAUUCCCACUUCAGGGAACUCUCGUCAUAAUGCAGAAAAUUAAAUUCAACUGUCAUAAA